Trichophyton verrucosum HKI 0517 is the source of this 639-nucleotide messenger RNA. RefSeq lists its product as uncharacterized. The record is from RefSeq and is a predicted model, not a curated record. The transcript has a single exon. Lineage: Eukaryota; Fungi; Ascomycota; Eurotiomycetes; Onygenales; Arthrodermataceae. Bases 1 to 639 code for a protein of 212 amino acids.
AUGCUGCUCUUCAAUUACUUUGGAGAAGUUUCCACUUCUUCGCUCAUUGCCCGUUUCCCAAUGAUCCCGCAGGAUGGCAUUGACUUUGAUGCUUUUCAACGUGCUGUAUGCUUAACGUCCCUCAAUAAGACAAAACAUUGCGCGAGGCUAGUAAUUCCUGUGUCUGUUGGCGCAAUGAGCCUGAAUAUCGUAAGAAUGCGAUUUUCGACGGAUAUUCAGAAGCAUUGGAUUCCUAGGGACUAUUAUACCCCACACAGAAAAGAAACACGGAGUGAUACCUUCUACUUCAAAUGGGAUAUUGUUGAGCUUGUGCCGAAUCCUUGUUGUACACCUACCCCAGUAGAUGAGAUUGAAGCUGCAGCGCCGGAGAUCCUUGAAAAUUCUUCUGCCUUGAGGUCAAGAGAGACAAAGCGGGAAGACGUCUCUGUUCUAAUAAACUUACUUCUACGUGUAAGAUUGGGAAAGGAGAAGUGGUUGAAUUUCCCCUUGGGUGAGAUUGUGAAAUCUGACCCCGAGGAGGGGGAACUAACACUGAGACUGGUGAACGGCUUAACUGAGGGAGAGAAACUUCCUCUAGACCAAUACGGCAAGGUGGAGGAUGUGCUCAUAAAUCUGCUAUUGGUUGGCUAUACGGAGUAG